GGCUGAUCGCACCAUGAUGGACCUUUUCGAGACCAAUACGUUUCUUUUUAACGAUUUGCGCUAUCUGGAAGCGGACCAUGGAACUCUGCAGCACCUGGAUGUGCCGGAAGUUUCUCCACUCUAUGAGGAGGAGGAGAGUCCUGAGUCUCCGAGCCAAGACGGCGGAGAGGAACAUGUUUUUGUCCCAAAAGCGUUAAAGCCACACUGCGAUGGUCAGUGUUUAAUCUGGGCCUGUAAAAUCUGCAAGAGGAAGUCAGGCCCAACGGACAGGAGGAAAGCAGCGACUCUGCGUGAAAGAAGGAGGCUGAAGAGGAUAAACGAAGCAUUCGAAGCAUUGAAGAGGAAAACGGUCCCCAAUCCGAACCAGAGGCUUCCUAAAGUAGAGAUUUUACGCAGCGCCAUCAGUUAUAUUGAAAAACUCCAGGAUUUGUUGCACAACCUGGACGAGCAGGACAGACUGUCAGAGGACGGGGCCUUUAACCAGAACCCCAGAGCAAACAACGUGGCAAGCGGUGAAUAUCGAUGGAAAAACACAUGGCAGGGAAACUCAGAUCAUUCCAGUGCAGACUCGUCCCACCAAAGAGAAGGCUGUGUGACGGAGUCUCUGGCGUCCUGCAGUCUCCGGCGUCUCUCCUCCAUCGUGGACAGCAUUUCCACCGAGGACACGAAGACAAAUGAAGGGUGAUGAAGAAAUGUUUGGAAUGCGUGAAGAAGCUCGGCUCACAUUUCCACUUUCCUUUAACUGUUUAACUUCAUCUUCAUUUCUUUACCAAAAGCAUCAUUUGGGAUUAUUCCUUGUAGCGCUGCACAAAAUGAUAAAACAAGAGUGAUGUCAUAAUGACAUUACAGAAAUGUGAUUCCAGACUUCACACAGAUUCCUGAUGACUCAUCACUAGUUACUUGUACAGUGUAUUUACUGUUAUUUUAAACAUUUUGUAUUUUAUGAAUGAAGUAAAAAACUAAACAUGAUUUGGGUUGUUAAUUGAUGGUAUUUUAAUAUUAAUUGUAUAUAUUGUGGAUCAUUUUGUGUGUCUGUAUGUGUGUGUGUAUACAGUAUGUGUGUGUGUGUAUGUGUGUGUUUGUGUGUAUGUGUGUGUGUGUGUAUAUAUAUGUGUGUGUGUAUGUGUGC
This is a messenger RNA of Tachysurus vachellii, 1129 nucleotides long. RefSeq names its product myogenic factor 6 (gene myf6). NCBI's taxonomy places the organism in Eukaryota, Metazoa, Chordata, Actinopteri, Siluriformes, Bagridae. Gene Ontology annotation, biological process: muscle organ development; positive regulation of myoblast differentiation; regulation of transcription by RNA polymerase II. The record is from RefSeq and is a predicted model, not a curated record. Gene Ontology annotation, molecular function: DNA-binding transcription factor activity, RNA polymerase II-specific; protein dimerization activity; RNA polymerase II cis-regulatory region sequence-specific DNA binding. The transcript has 3 exons. Bases 14 to 685 code for a protein of 223 amino acids.